GACAACCAUGUUGCCCUCGACAACUCUGUUGCCAUCGACAACUCUGUUGACCUCGACAACUCUGUUGCCCUCGACAACUCUGUUGCCCUCGACAACUCUGUUGCCCUCGACAACGAUGUUGCCCUCGACAACUCUGUUGCCCUCGACAACUCUGUUGCCCUCGACAACUCUGUUGCCCUCGACAACGAUGUUGCCCUCGACAACGAUGUUGCCCUCGACAACGAUGUUGACCUCGACAACGACGAAGCCUAC
Messenger RNA from Mucor mucedo, 252 nucleotides. RefSeq lists its product as uncharacterized. The record is from RefSeq and is a predicted model, not a curated record. NCBI's taxonomy places the organism in Eukaryota, Fungi, Mucoromycota, Mucoromycetes, Mucorales, Mucoraceae. Gene Ontology annotation, molecular function: transferase activity. The annotation marks the transcript as partial. The transcript has a single exon.